This is a messenger RNA of Nematolebias whitei (Rio pearlfish), 2202 nucleotides long. RefSeq names its product NPL4 homolog, ubiquitin recognition factor (gene nploc4). Gene Ontology annotation, molecular function: ubiquitin protein ligase binding; ubiquitin binding. Gene Ontology annotation, biological process: ubiquitin-dependent protein catabolic process. The transcript has 17 exons. Lineage: Eukaryota; Metazoa; Chordata; Actinopteri; Cyprinodontiformes; Rivulidae. The record is from RefSeq and is a predicted model, not a curated record. Gene Ontology annotation, cellular component: nucleus. Bases 130 to 1995 code for a protein of 621 amino acids.
UGAUCUGUGUGACACCGGUUGGACUUCUGUGAUGGAGUUUUGCUGACAUCCAACCAGUAACGCUUCGUGACUUUUCUACUGACUGUCUACCUGCACGUCGGUAUCCACCGGGGGUUUCAGCCGGGCGACAUGGCGGACAACAUCAUCAUCAGGGUGCAGUCCCCAGACGGGAUGAAGAAAAUCAUUUCUACAAAGAGAGAAUCAGCAGCUGCUUUUCUAAAGAAGGUGGCCAACGAGUUUGGGUUCAACUCCAACGGGUUUUCUGUUUAUCUGAACCGCAAUAAAACCGGAGAGAUUCUGUCGCAGAACAAGACCCUCAGCCUGCUUAAGAUCAAGCAUGGAGACAUGUUGUUCCUGUUCCCGUCCUCCUCCGGGGAGGUCAUGGACACAGCCACCCCACACUCAUCUUCAUCCCUUCCUUUCGUCUCAUCAUCAUCAUCUUCGUCCUCCUCGAUCCACCGGUCCUUUUCAGCGCCCCAGGUCCAGGAGGACGAGAUCGAUCAGUAUCUGGCCAAACAGGACGGCAAGAUCUACCGGAACAAAGACGCUCAGCUAUGUCGACAUGGUGCUCUUGGAAAGUGCGUGCACUGUGUACCGUUAGAGCCUUUUGACGAAGACUACCUGAAUCACCUGGACCCACCAGUGAAGCACAUGUCAUUCCACGCGUACCUUCGCAAGCUGACCGGCGGCGCUGAUAAAGGGAAGUUUGCAGCUCUGGAGAACAUCAGCUGUAAGAUCAAGUCGGGCUGCGAGGGGCAUCCUCCCUGGCCUGAGGGGAUCUGCACCAAGUGUCAGCCCAGCGCCAUCACUCUCAACAGACAGAAAUACAGACACGUGGACAACAUCAUGUUUGAGAACCACACCAUCGCCGAUCGCUUCCUGGACUUCUGGAGGAAGACGGGCAGUCAGAGGGUGGGUUACCUGUACGGCAGGUACACCGAGCACAAAGACAUCCCUCUGGGCAUCAGAGCCGAGGUGGCUGCCAUCUACGAGCCGCCGCAGAGCGCCACCCAGAACAGCCUGGAGCUGCUGGAGGAUCCUGCAGCUGCAGCUGUAGAUGACAUCGCCGCCAAGCUGGGCCUCUGCAAGGUGGGGUGGAUCUUCACUGACCUGCUGUCCGAGGAUACGAGGAUAGGUACAGUCCACUACACGAGAAACAAGGACUCUCACUACCUGAGCGCAGAGGAGUGCAUCACAGCCGGGUACUUCCAGAACCAGCACUCAAACCCCUGCAGGCUCUCGCGAGACGGAUACUUCGGAUCCAAGUUUGUGACCGUUGUUGCAACAGGUGGUCCAGACAACCAGGUUCACUUUGAAGGAUACCAGGUGUCCAAUCAGUGCAUGGCUCUGGUGCGAGACGAGUGCCUGCUGCCCUGCAAAGAUGCUCCUGAGCUGGGCUACGCUAAAGAGUCGAGCCCCGAGCAGUACGUCCCCGACGUCUUCUUCAAGGACAAAGACAAGUUUGGAAACGACAUCACGUUUCUUGCUCGGCCUCUUCCUGUAGAGUAUCUCAUCAUAGAUAUUACAACAACUUUUCCAAAGGACCCUCAGUACACCUUCACCUCCACACAACGCUUCCCCAUCGAAAACCGGGACAUCCUCGGAGAGACACAAGAUUUCCACAGUUUAGCGACGUACCUGUCCCAGUGCUCCUCCACGUCAUUCCUGGACAUCGUGUCAGACUUCCACCUGCUCCUCUUCCUCGUCACCAACGAAGUCAUGCCUCUGAGGGACAGCAUCGGCCUUCUGCUCGACGCCGUGAGGACCUCGAACGAGGAUCUGGCCCAGACCUGGAAGAAGUCCGAGCAGUGGGCCACCAUCGAGCAGCUUUGCAGCACCGUUGGCGGGCAGCCCUCCAGCUCUCUGGGUUACGGGGCCAUGGGCGGCUCCUCGGUUCCCGCCUCCUCCUCAGCCAUGUGGUCGUGCCUCCACUGCACCUUCAUGAACCAGCCCGGCACGGAGCACUGUGAAAUGUGCAGCCUGCCCCGCAGUUAAAGGCCUCCACCCACCCUGAGUCCACCCUCCCACCAGUUCCAGCUGCAGCGCCGGCCGGCCUCACUGUUUCAUGUCAUGGUUUGUUUCUGAACGCCCGGAAGGAUGCGCUCCUACCCAAGCAAAUCAAACCAGACUGAUAAUGUUUUGAUGAUUUUUCCAUCCCUUCGCACAGCUGCUCCUGUGAGUGGUACCCCCCCCCCCCCCCCC